Acanthaster planci (crown-of-thorns starfish) is the source of this 2151-nucleotide messenger RNA. RefSeq lists its product as uncharacterized. NCBI's taxonomy places the organism in Eukaryota, Metazoa, Echinodermata, Asteroidea, Valvatida, Acanthasteridae. The record is from RefSeq and is a predicted model, not a curated record. Gene Ontology annotation, biological process: multicellular organism development; cell surface receptor protein tyrosine kinase signaling pathway; protein phosphorylation. Gene Ontology annotation, molecular function: calcium ion binding; transmembrane receptor protein tyrosine kinase activity; ATP binding. Gene Ontology annotation, cellular component: plasma membrane; signaling receptor complex.
UGCUUCAAAUUAUUAUGGAAUUGGUUGCAUGUCAGACUGUACAUGUGUCAGCAGUGGAAAUGCAGUCUGUAACAAGGCUAAUGGAUCAUGUACAUGUAACAAGCAAUUUUCUGAAGCUACAUGUGAUAAAGCAAUGAUUGCCAUCUCUACAUUUGAACCAUUGGGAGCUGCUCCUAUCCGGGAUGAUUCUUCAGUCAAUGAUGUCAAUAUGCGAUGUCAUGUCAAUAUUGCUGAGACUGACCUACGGUCAGUUGAUAUCAUUUUCCCAGAUAAUUCACAGAAUGCAAUGACAAAGGUGCAAGAAGGUGUAUGGGAAUACACCUUACAAGAUGUUCAUCCUAUCAACUCAGGUGUCUACACCUGCCAUGCUACAGCUAAUCCAAUACCCAGUGAUGGAGUGUUUGACAUCAGAAGGACCUUCAACUUAACUGUGACUGACGUUAAUGAAUGUGAUGAAGACUUGGAUAAUUGUCAUGUUAAUGCCACCUGUACAAAUGGCAUUGGUGGAUUCACCUGUAUGUGUGUCAAUGGUUUCACUGGUAAUGGCGUUCAAUGUGCAGAUAUCAAUGAAUGUGAUCCAUCCUGUAGUAUUAAUUGUGACACCUGUCAUACCGAUGCUACCUGCACCAAUACAAUUGGUAGUUACACCUGUGCAUGUAAUGCUGGCUACUCUGGAAAUGGAGUCACUUGUCAAGAGUGCGUUGAAGGAAAGUAUGGAUUUAACUGUGCUGAGAACUGCACCUGCGUAGAUCCAAUGCCUGGGCCGAAUGACGUCAUGUGCAGAAAAUCUGAUGGCUUUUGUGAAUGUAAUAAGGCUGAAUUUAUUGGCAAAACUUGUGAAAAAAGAAAUCUUACAGUGACCCUGAUGCCAGAUCCUAAUCCUGUCUUAAACAGGCCGGGAAUAGAUAAUAUCACAUGGAGAUGCAUGGUCAAUCUGCAUUCCAGAGAUCUUGUCUUACCAGUGACAAUCACCUAUCCCAAUGGUAGCAUUUGGCCAAUGAACAUGAGUGAAGAGGGAUUGUAUGAAAGGAUACAGAGUGGUGUGACACCAAAUGACAAUGGCAGAUACACCUGUACAGCCGCUGCAGUAGGAAUGGACCCCGUUACUGGGCACUUUGAUUUGGAUGUACUCAUUGAUGGCAGAAUCAUAUCUGUGUCGGAUCCUGUUGAGGGAGAAGUCGGUGAUACCGUCCGGAUCAACUGCACAGUGUAUGCAAGAUCAGAUGUUGACAUCGCAUGGUACUUUGGAAAUAAUCAAAUUAUCGAUGAUGCCAAGUACGCCAUUACAAAGAUGUCCCUUGGAGACUUUGAGCAGAUAAGCUACCUGACUGUCCACAACCUGAUCGCUACUGACAACGGCAGUUACGUCUGUAGUGCGACUGAUGACACAAGGGGGGCAUUGAUCGUCCUUAUUGAGAGGCCUGUGAUUGGCAAUGUUGAGAUUUCUGCAGUGAGUUUUGAUCAGCUAAGAGUAUCCUGGGACAUCACUUUCGAUGGUAACCUACCACCUCCAAUCUGCCACGUGAAUUACAGUUCUACUUCAACUGGUCUAUUUCUGUCAUCACCGGGCAGUCCAGUCACUGAUGUGAGUCACAUCGUGACAGACCUACAACCCUACACGGAGUAUUAUGUGCGAGUCCAAUGUACAAACAAGGUUGGAUCAAGCAACAUCCUGCUAGGUGGACUUCAACGGACUUUGAAGACAAACCCAUCCGAGCCUCGGAACCUCGCUGCAGGUGACAUCCAACCAGACAGAUUUAAUGUGAUGUGGAAUGAACCAGCCAUGACAAAUGGACCAAUUGAUGGCUAUAAAGUCAAUGUAACAAGACAAUCUGAUGGUGCCAUCAUUAAAAUGGAUCAAGUACUAGGACGAUCAUUCCCAGUCGAAGGUCUGACAGCAUACACCGAGUACACUGUGGUGGUGAUUGCAUUUAACACGGAAGGCGGGCAAGAUCUUGCAAGCAACCCAACCCAACGAAUUUUCAAAACUUCACAAGAAAGUUUACUACACUGCAUAUCCCCGGCCUGGGACAGGAUUAAGUGCACAGGCCGAUAGCCAAAAUUCCGGUGCAAAGAUUAUCGAUAGCAGUCAAGAAUCAUAUUCAUUUAACAAGACAGACUUGGCCAGUUUUACAGACUUUCGAUUCAAAG